Molecule: messenger RNA, 1332 nt
Organism: Dibothriocephalus latus
Lineage: Eukaryota; Metazoa; Platyhelminthes; Cestoda; Diphyllobothriidea; Diphyllobothriidae
Source: the annotation of a GenBank genome assembly
AUGUUGCCCUGUAACCUUGGUUACGGAGCCAAUGAUUCUGAAAUUCAAGUGGGCAUUUCAAAAUCGGAAAGUUCACCUACACAGACCGCUUGGAAAGAUGAAAUUGAAGAGAGGAGAUCCACGUUAAUGACGAACAUUUUUUCUGACCUGGAUUCUUUGGGAAAACUAAAGCGCGAACCACGAGCAGUACAAGCAGCAGAAACCUCGUUCCAUGCACUUGAAUUAAAUACCGGUUCGGAUAUACGGCAGCCCGCAGAUUGUGGAAAGUGGGCUGGGCAAAAAAAUGCCAGAGGUCCUGAAAAACUGGAAGAAUUCCUGGCACCAUCUUCCAGACGGGUCUCAGAAAGUGUCGACUUUGCAGUAGCUACCAAAGGCAGACCACGAAUUCACCGGAAAUCCAGUUCUUCAUUCCAUGAGAAGGAACCUGCGUUGUAUGAGUCGGGCGACUUCAAUUUACAGAACCAAAACAGAAGCUAUGACCCGCCCAACAAAGCGGCUGGACCGGAUGCAAUCCAGGCUGACCAGACCGAAAUUUCACCAAAACCGCGGAUCAGGCACACUCCAUCAAUUCUCACUCCACGUCAACUCUGCAUUUCCAACUUGUUCAGUUUGGCAACGCGCUGGAAUGCAGGUGACACACAAUACGAUGACAUUAUUCAUGAUCUCGAGGACCCUGAAUGCGAACGACCUCUUCAUCUCACUGAGAGUAUGGAGCCUGAUGCAGUUAACCCUAAGGACACAAAUGCUCAAAAGCAUUCAAGGACCCCUGAGGACGCUGAGGUCACUUAUGAGGAACUAGCCGCUGCCCUCAGUAUGGAGAAGGUCAAAACGGCAAAGCUGGAGGAGUUUGUAAAUAACCAGUACGAUAGUCUUCAACAGCAGCGAGAAUUAAGCAUACAACAGGUGCAUGAAACUGAAACGAAUUAUGAACAACGACUUGCCGCCCAAAAGGAGGAAUACGAGGCGACCAUUAAUAAGAACUACAAACUGAUCGAUGAGCUGAUUGCUGAGAAGCAGGCCCUAACACAGCAAUGCAGCAAACUGGUCGAUGACAUGAGAAUUCUAAAAGAAAAGGCGGAAGCCAAACAAAAGCUGUUGGAGGAUAAUGGGGCCAGCGUGCCGCAACGAACCUGGUACUGUUAUGCCAGAACUGUGACCAUGACCACAUGCACCGGGCCAUGGUGUUGUGGUGGUCGACACGAUAUCCAAUUGUGUUAUGAGUGUGGCAUCAAUCCAUCGUUUGUAGACGACUUAAUGUUUUGUCGGGGAGACGUGAGUAUUCGAGCAGCUAUCGCACUGCGAGGUAUUGAGUCCUAUAUCUACCCGACGUAA